Messenger RNA from Emericellopsis cladophorae, 1830 nucleotides. Its product is annotated as Carboxypeptidase. Gene Ontology annotation, molecular function: serine-type carboxypeptidase activity. Gene Ontology annotation, cellular component: trans-Golgi network. NCBI's taxonomy places the organism in Eukaryota, Fungi, Ascomycota, Sordariomycetes, Hypocreales, Bionectriaceae. The transcript has 3 exons. Bases 1 to 1830 code for a protein of 609 amino acids. The record is from RefSeq and is a predicted model, not a curated record. Gene Ontology annotation, biological process: proteolysis; apoptotic process.
AUGGCUUCCCUCCUGUCCGCCAUGCGACAAUGGUCGAUGCUGCUGCUGCUUGGUCUAGGGCCGGCCACGCUUGUCGCCGGCAAGUCGGCAGCUGACUACUUCGUCACUGACCUUCCUGGUGUCCCCGAAGAUGCUGAGCCGAUCAAAAUGCACGCUGGGCACAUCGAAGUUACCGAGGAGCACAACGGCAACCUCUUCUUCUGGCAUUUCCAGAACCAACAUAUCGCGAACAAGCAACGCACUGUCAUAUGGAUCAACGGUGGUCCUGGCUGUAGUUCCGAGGAUGGCGCCCUGAUGGAAGUUGGGCCAUACCGAGUAAACGAGGACGGCACGUUGAGACUCAACGAAGGGUCUUGGAACGAAUUUGCGAACCUUUUAUUCGUCGACAAUCCCGUCGGGACAGGUUUCAGCUACGUCGACACCGAUAGUUACAUCCACGAGCUUGACGAGAUGGCCGACAAUUUCGUGACAUUCCUCGAGAAAUUCUUCGAGAUGUUUCCACACUUUGCGCAGGACGACAUCUACAUCGCAGGCGAGUCCUAUGCCGGCCAGCACAUACCUUAUAUCGCACGCGGAAUCCUCGACCGAAACAAGAAGGAACAAGACGCGUGGAAUUUGGCGGGACUGCUUAUCGGAAACGGUUGGAUCUCACCGUACGAUCAGUACGAUUCCUACACAAAGUUUGCCCGCCAGAAAGGCCUCCUUGAGAAGGGCUCCAGCAACGACAAGAAGCUCGAGGAAAUGUUGAAGACUUGUCACAAGGUUGUGAGCGACAAACCUGGCCACGUCGACUAUGGUGAAUGUGAGGACAUUCUCUCGAAAUUGCUCGAGUAUCUGAAGGAAGGGGAUGGCGACAAUGCCUGUAUCAACAUGUACGAUGUUCGCAUGCGGGACUCAUACCCGAGCUGCGGAAUGAACUGGCCUCCAGACCUCAAGCAGAUGACACCAUACCUGAGGAAGAAAGAGGUUUUGCAAGCCCUCCAUGUCAACGAGCAACGGAAUGCCGGAUGGCAGGAAUGCAAUGGAGCUGUGAGCUCAUCUUUCAGGGCACAAAAGUCGAAGCCCGCCAUAGAACUGCUCCCGGACCUCAUCGCAGAGGUACCGACCCUUCUCUUCUCCGGGGCCGAGGAUCUCAUCUGCAACCACAUUGGCACAGAGGACAUGAUCAACGGAAUGGAAUGGAACGGCGGCAAGGGCUUCGAGACAAGCGCUGGUAAUUGGGCACCUCGACGCAACUGGACCUUUGAGGGGGAUGAUGCAGGUUUCUGGCAAGAAGCCCGUAACCUGACUUAUGUGCUCUUCAACGAUGCAUCUCACAUGGUCCCUUUCGACUACCCUCGUCGUUCCCGAGACAUGCUUGAUCGAUUCAUGGGCAUCGAUGUCAGCAGUAUCGGGGGUAAGCCAGUCGACAGCCUGAUCGAUGGUGAGAAGGGCCCAGACACAGCAGUUGGCGAUUCGGAUGGGAGUAACGCUGAUGAAGAUUCCGACGAGGUCCAGAAAGCAAAGUGGCAGGCUUAUAGGAGGUCUGGCGGAGUUGUUCUCGUGAUUGUGAUCAUUGCAGCCUCCGCUUGGGGAUACUUCGUCUGGAGUGAACGCCGCAAACGGGCUGCAUACCAUUCUAUCGAUGGAGAGCCAAGUACCCUGGAAGGGUUUCGCAGGAAGCCAGGCGAUGGCGACCUGGAAGCUGCUGCGUUCGAUGAUGGUGAGUUAGACGACUUACAUACUGAUACACCCUCUGGACACAACGGCAGCAAAUACAGCAUCGGCGACGAUAGCGACGACGAGCAAGGUGGCAAAUCAACUAUAGCGAAGGAAUCUGGCAGAGCCUGA